AAUAUUUAGUUCAAGCCAUUUCUCACCUAAAUUCCCUUAAAUGUUAUCUCAUUUUCCUCACUGGAUUUACAGAGAUCACAGCAGUGUAGGAUAAUUCUCUGCAAAAUUAGACUGAACUAAUAUUACCGCCUUUAGUUUGGUACUAUUGUGGGCUACGUUCCUUUGUAUCUUCUUUACAGUCCAUUGCUCUCACCGCACCAAUUGUGUUGCUGCUGCUUUUGAACUGUUAUGCUAGGUUUAUGCUUAGGGUAUUGAUGGGUUGUGACGUGUGCACACAUAAUUCCUUGUCAUGAUUUGAAUUCUCUCACACCAUUAUUGUUUGGUAAAGAUUCCUAUGCACAUUGUUCUUACUGCACCGAUUAUGUUAUUCUUGCUUGUGAAAUGAGCUGCUAGGUUUAUGCUUUAUGCAUUACUGUGAUGUUUGCACACUUAAUGCGUGUCAUGAUGCGCAAUCAUCAUUCAAUUUCUACCACAUUUUGUCACAUUCUGUUCAAGAAAAUGCAGAAGUUUUCUGCCUCAGUGCACAGCCUCAUCAAGCUUGAGGUUUUUGUUUACACUUCAUCCGAAUUGUGGGUAUCUGCUGCUAUUUCUGAAUUGUAACUGCUGAACUCAUUGCAGGUUUUCCAGUUGCCCGAAUUUUGCAGACUAUCCCUGUUACCUUGGUGGGGCAUGCUAAAAGUUUUGCACUUUCAUCACUAACAAAAGCAGAAGUUCCAUCCUUCAUUCAGGUGCUCCAUCCUUUGGAAGGUCCUGCUAGAAACUAUGGGAUCUCACCAGUGACAAAUGCAGGUGGUCUACCUUCACAGUCCAUGUCUGCUAUCUUGGCACCUCCUUAUGACCAGUUCUUGAUUACAACAGAGAAAGAUGCAGGUGCUCUGUCCUCAAAGGCCAUGUCUGCUAUCUUGGCAUCUCCUUCUAAAUAUAUCAAGGCAAAUGCAGAUGUUCUACCCUCAGAGACUAUGUCUGCUAUCUGGGCAUCUCCUUAUGAAAACUCUCUGGUCUCAACAGUGACAAAUGCAGGUACACAUAAGCAUUUGAGUCAAGAACAUUGCUAUACUGAGAAUGUUUGCCAGGAUUUCAGCCCAAGGAAGAAUCCAAGGAUGGAACUGACAACUGUUGGGCAAGGCUUUAAUCCGAAAAGGCAACGGACAACUCUGGCUUCGCUGAUUGAAGGUGAAGCUGAAGGUCACCUCACACCAUGUUCUUGAGUGGUGGGAUCGACUUUACUCAUGGAGCUUCUAUAUUUGUGAAAAGACGCCCCGAUACUGUUAGUGGGCUUGUUGUGCUGCUGCCCCCAGCGUGAACUUUGUUGUUUUUAUUUUUUGUGAACCUAUGUUGUGCGUUCCGAUCGUACUUUGAACUAUGUAUUAUUGCUACUUGAGCCAAGUUAUGUCUUUUUUUUUGGUAAAUUUGAGGCGGCAACGUGUUUUUUCUAGGAAUUUGGCUUAAAAUUUGACAUCAUUUUUGACUUGAUUUUCUUGUUUGCUAGCAAACUAGUGAUUUCUGGCACUGGGAAUUGGAGUAUGUUUGUGUAUAUUGUGGUUCACGACAUAUUUGUUGGUGGUGUUAUUGUGGAUGCAAUAGGCGAAACAAAGAACAGAUGGGAGGAACUUGAGGAUGCAAUGGAAGAGUGGGAGGAACGCUUCCACCAGCAGGCCUAGGAGUGGAAAUGAGGCAUUCAUUGGCAUGAGCAAACACCAAGCUUCUGCAUUGAUAGGGUUAGUGAGAGAGCUUGUGUUGAUGAUGAAGUUCUUAGUUGCAAGUGUCCUGAUGUUGUGUGCUGUUGGUGUUGUUUUCAUUCUGAAAAGGUAAUGUACUGCAUGUGUGUGUUGCUUAGCUGCCAGUCAGUACAGUUUAGGUGUAUUUUGAUUUUUUUGAACUUAAUGGAUGGACCUGAUAUAAGACAAAGUU
Messenger RNA from Aegilops tauschii subsp. strangulata, 1911 nucleotides. RefSeq lists its product as uncharacterized. NCBI's taxonomy places the organism in Eukaryota, Viridiplantae, Streptophyta, Magnoliopsida, Poales, Poaceae. The record is from RefSeq and is a predicted model, not a curated record.